UCCAGCACUCACGCCGGAGCUUCUGACCCGCGCGUUCCUUUUCCCCUCCGGCUGCGGAGCGGGCAGGAUCCUGCACCGUGGUCGCGGGAGAAGAGGCAGCCUUGGCGGGCUCGGGCGCCUGCAGCGGCGCGCGAUCCAUCAGGCGGAUCAUACCACCGCCCGACAGCACGCGGGGGGAGCCGCCUGCCCCGCCGCACACGUCUCGGCAACCCCGCGGGGCUGAGGCGUCGCCGCGCCCCGGAGCCUGAGCGCGGAGCCGGCGUCCACCCCGAGGUCGGAGCCCCGCGGGCCGCGCCCGCCGCCGGCCCCACCCAUCCGGGUCGAGGAGGCCAAGGCCAUGGCCGAGACUGAGGAGCGGAGCCUGGACAACUUCUUCGCCAAGAGGGACAAGAAGAAGAAGAAGGAGCGAAGCAACCGGGCAGCGAGCGCCGCGGGCGCUGCGGGUGCCGCCGGCGGGAGCCUCGCAGCCGCUGGCGCGGCGGGCAGUGGGGCAGGCGUGGGAGCCCGGCCGGCAGACGGCGGGACCGCGGGAGCCGCGGGCUUUGGUGCCGCCACCAAGGCCGUGACGAAGGAUGAAGAUGAGUGGAAAGAAUUUGAGCAAAAAGAGGUUGAUUACAGCGGCCUCAGAGUUCAGGCGAUGCAAAUAAGUGAAAAGGAAGAAGAUGAUAGUGAAAAAAGAGAAGAUCCAGGCGAUAACUGGGAAGAAGGUGGAGGUGGCGGUGGUGGUGUAGAAAAAUCUUCAGGCCCCUGGAAUAAAACAGCUCCGGUACAAGCAUCUCCUGCUCCAGUAACUGUUACAGAAACCCCAGAACCGGCCAUGACUAGUGGUGUGUAUCGGCCUCCUGGAGCCAGGCUAACCACAACGAGGAAAGCACCCCAAGGACCACCGGAAAUAUACAGUGAUACGCAGUUCCCGUCCCUGCAGUCCACCGCCAAGCACGUUGAAAGCCGGAAGGAUAAAGAAAUGGAGAAGAGCUUUGAAGUAGUAAGACACAAAACUAGAGGUAGGGAUGAGGUUGCAAAAAACCAGGCCCUUAAACUUCAGCUAGACAACCAGUACGCUGUGCUCGAAACUCAGAAAAGCAGCCACACACAACACAGUUAAGGAAUGGUCUUUGCUAACCCUGCUAAGGUAACUAGACCACAGCUAACCACCACGAACAGCCACUCAUCACCUCACCUCUGCUGGAUCUACCGCAGCCGAUGCAGACCCCUCGAUGUAAGGGACCGGCCCCGUUGCACUAUGGAAGUUUCAUGUGUCACAGCUGCUCUUUAUGUGUAUUGAAUAUAGGGGGAUUCUCACUGUUAUAAAUGUGUGAACUAGAUUCAGCAGUGUCCUUUCAUGAUACUUACUCUGCAAAUACAAAAAAAAAAAACCUCCACAAAAACUGCAGCCAGUGGUCAUUUCAAAAUCUUUUUAUGUUCAGAUACUGAGCCUUUGUAAGGUUGACUACCUCAGAUUUGCUGCACUCAUGUGGACUUCAUGUGGAUCACAACUUCUGGACAAGAAGGUUACAGCUCUUAAGUGUCGGUGUGAAACUUGAAACCAGCUCUACUGGAUUCCUAUCAGAAAUCCUGCAGAAAGUCAGCCAUCUGGGUUCUGAUCUGCUGUAAAAGAUGAAGAUUUAAGUGACCUUAAUUAACCUGCCCUGCGCCCCACCCUUAAGGAAUGCUCUCUGUAGUGGGCUGUGGCUGUGUUAGACUUCCUGGGACGUGCCGCUCUCAAAAGAACUGAUAUGUUCAGAUAUCUGUGUAGGGCUGUGAUUUAUAAUUUAAACUUUGAGUUGUAUUCUGAGGUAACCACAAAUUCAACCAAACUUGAGUCCACCAAGUGGGAUGGGGGUAUGGGGGGGAUAAUCUUGUUUCUUUUGGAAAUUUUUAUUUGGAUAGUGCUUUAUCUAUGUUCCACAUUAAGGCCUUUUUUUUUUUUUUUGCUUUGACUUGGAAGAAGUUCUUUGACAGAGCAUAUUGCUUGGUUAAGUAAGUGCCCUGAAUAUGCAUUAGAAUUGUGAGAUGUCUCAUGAAAUUGCCAAUCCCUAGAGUGGAACCAAAUAGCCUUUGAUGUAAAGGGCAGUGGAUGCAGAGGGCUCUACUUCCGGUGCUGCUAAAGCCUCCUCGAAUCAGGUCUAAAUUAUAAAGUUAACUGCAGUUUCUGCUCAGGCCAAGGGAUUCACUAACCUGUUUUAUAAAUUCAAAGCAAUGUGAGCAGAACCUCAGCCUAUUGCGUGAUCUUUGACAACUUCAAAUAUACUUGUGCCCAAAUGCUUUAAGUUACUGGACAUUCUGUAGAUGCAGCAAUUGCUCCAGGGUGACUCUUAAUCAAUCUUUCGGUGUGUCUUUAUGCUGUUGACUUGGAAAGGGGCAAAAGACAGGUGAUGUAGCACUUCUGUUUUGAAUAAUUACAGCUUAAACUAUCCAGCAAAUUUUCAGUCCUUCAAAGGGACUUCAGGAAGAUACCCAGGAUUACCGAAAAGUUUCUUUUCAUCUAAUGAGAUAGCCUGGUAAUUGCCUAGUUUUGUAUCUUUUGUUCAAUAGAAAUAUUUGAAAGUGGUAUGUGACCACUGAUGCAGAGUCUGGGUUUCUCUAUAAUAAAUCCCUUAGCCAAAUGGUGGGAGUUGCAGACUUGCUACUGGCAAGAGUGAAGCAAACGGGUGAGUAAAACUGUCCCGAUGCAGAAGCGUAUUUCUGUGGGAAUUUAGUCUUGAUAAAAGUGUCAGCGCAGGAAUCGGACUCCUGGGGGUUGUAGCACCUCCUGACAGGAGCUGCCGGCCGUUGCUGGCUGGGCAAUAAUGUCGGUGUUACUCGAGGCGGCACCAGGAAGCCUGCCUCCCGGUGUGUCUGGUGAGCUGCUGAGCCAGCCGCGGAGGGGUUGGAUGGUUAAGCGAGAAACGGGAUUCUUGGUUAAACUGAAAACUUCGUUUGGGAACCAAAUAUCUUAAUAAAUCUCUUGGACCUUGAGCCACAUACUUUCCCUGAAAAUAUGCAUUUUUUCCAGCAGAAUUUUGUUGAGGGUUGUGUUAUUGAGGAAUGAACUGAAAUGGAGAAACGUGGAACUUAUUUAAUGGCAUACUGUACUAGAAAUCUGAAGACCUUCAGGAGAUUUAAAACCAACUCUUGUUACAACUUUUUAAAAGAUUGUGAAAUUAUCAAAAUGCACAUGAAUCAAGUUUUAAUAUACUGUAUGAUGGGUGGGUAGGCUGUCCAUUGUACCAUUUCUUUCUUUGAAUUCUCAGGCAUGGUUUGGCAGUGCAAGAACUCUGUAACAUUAACAAAGUCAAUAAAAAGUAAGUAUAUGGUUUUA
Phyllostomus discolor (pale spear-nosed bat) is the source of this 3301-nucleotide messenger RNA. It is a transcript of the gene CDV3, whose product is annotated as CDV3 homolog. The transcript is spliced from 5 exons. Gene Ontology annotation, cellular component: cytoplasm. The record is from RefSeq and is a predicted model, not a curated record. Lineage: Eukaryota; Metazoa; Chordata; Mammalia; Chiroptera; Phyllostomidae. The coding region runs from base 338 to 1105 and encodes 255 amino acids.